Messenger RNA from Argentina anserina (silverweed cinquefoil), 558 nucleotides. RefSeq lists its product as uncharacterized. Lineage: Eukaryota; Viridiplantae; Streptophyta; Magnoliopsida; Rosales; Rosaceae. The coding region runs from base 115 to 339 and encodes 74 amino acids. The transcript has a single exon. The record is from RefSeq and is a predicted model, not a curated record.
AUAUUCUCCCCCGGUCUCAUCACUUGGUGCCAUUUCUUCUAUCUCCUGCUCUCUUCAGUCUUCUUCUGAAAUUAGAUAGCUAGCAAUUUGGUUUGAAACAAGAGAAAAGAAAAGAUGGGAAUGGUGGUGGUGAUCUCUCUGCCUUUUAUUCUCUUCACCAUACUGCUUGGUUUCGGGUGUUACUUCUUCGGAAGGGCGAGAGGCCGAAAGGAGGCGAUGACGAGUCCUCAAGUUUAUGGGGUGCCAACUCCACCUCCAGGAGCAGCUAAUACCACUUCACACCCUUCAUCUCCUCAGACACAUCCUUAUUUCAAGCCAGACAACUCCGCCAAUGUUUAAACCUUCCUUUGUUCUUCAUCAAGCUAUAGUAUACCUUGUGCAGCCCAUAUUGUGUGGUUUUUGUUGUUAAUAUAUUAUGUGUGAAUUUUGAGCUAUGAUAGGAAGAGGGUAAAUCCCCCAAUUGAGAAUGUGGCCGGAUAAGUGGCUUGGUGUAUAUUUAUUUGUUGCGACUUGAAUCAAUAACUGUUGGAAAAUUUAUUCUUUCUUGUGUGGUAGUGU